Molecule: messenger RNA, 1051 nt
Organism: Symsagittifera roscoffensis
Lineage: Eukaryota; Metazoa; Xenacoelomorpha; Acoela; Convolutidae
Product: soluble NSF attachment protein 29-like
Exons: 5
Coding region: 4-933 (309 amino acids)
Biological process (GO): synaptic vesicle fusion to presynaptic active zone membrane; exocytosis; synaptic vesicle priming
Cellular component (GO): SNARE complex; plasma membrane
Molecular function (GO): SNAP receptor activity; syntaxin binding
Source: RefSeq, a predicted model, not a curated record
ACGAUGACGUAUAAUAAAUAUAAUUUGUCGAAAGAUGCUCCUCUGACAGAAGACGACGAUGAAGAUGAAGAAUAUUGGAACAGUUCAUCGUUCAGUUCGAGACUCAGUAGACAAAAUGCCACGAGCGAAAUGAAAGCAAAAUCGGAUCAAACUGAAAGUUUGGAAGACACUCGCAAGAAAUUGCUGGGCAGUGGCUCAGUGAAUGGUCAUUGCAACAGGGUCUACCCUCAUGCUCAAACAGAAAAUAAUUACAGCGAGAGAAUUAUGUCAUCAAAUUCAGUCACUGGCAAACAAAGCUACGAGCAAAUUCAGGCUCAGAUACUUGCCUCACAGCAGAGAUCAGUGGCUAGCUCUGAGAGGACAGUUCAGAUGAUGCAACAAUCAGAAACGAUUGGAGUUGAAACUGCAAAUGAGCUGGUUAGGCAGGGUGAACAGCUGGAACGCGUCGAAAGUGGUUUGGACACGAUAAACAAAGAACUGAAUACGAGUAAGCGGUAUAUCACUUCAAUGAAAAGCUGGUUUGCGCCUGUGAAAAACUACUUCUCCCCUGAUACCGACCCUGCCUAUCAAUCCAGUGGUAAAAGUAGCACAAGUGCUUCCAGAGACCAUAUCAGCCAAUCAAAAAGCUCCAAUUUCUCCAGCCAAUCAGACAGCUCAUCGGGUCAGCAGCAGCUGCAGCAAAAAGAUUUCAGACUGUUCAGUGACGCAGAAACGAAACACUGGAGCAGUGCACAGAAGCAAAAUGAGGAAAAAUGCAAUGAGAACCUCCAGCAAAUAAGUGGUGGGUUAGACAGGCUCAAACUCCUCGCGAAAGGCAUGGGGAGUGAAUUGGACAGACAGAAUGAACAACUUGACAGACUCAACUACAAGACUGAGGGAAACACGAUCAAGAUGAAAAACCAGAACAACGAACUCAACUCCCUACUCAAAUAGAAGACUCACAAUCUGGCGAUAGAGGCUGAAUCUUAAAUAUCAAUUAUAUUCCGAUAACUUAUACGAAUUUUUAAACGGCUUUUUUUGUAGUUUUAUUUAUUUAGUUAAAAUUGAGUAU